AAAUGAACUCUUGACCUUCCCCUUCACUUGAUUGUUGUUUCUCUAGCUGUCUCGCUGAUGAACGGUUUCUGACUUAAUUAAUUCAAAUAAUUUCUUGAUUCAUCGACAAUUUUCAUCCAGACAUGAGCAUUAUGUUAGGGAACAAAUCCCUGCCGAACGGCGUCGAUCCGGCUCGAGAAUAUGAGUUCAGCGACAGUGAGGAUAUUCGAGAAAAGAGGACGACGGCACAACAAGAAUCGGACGAAGAUACAGAGGAUGCCAGUGAAACGGAUGCAGCUAAACUUGAAGAGGAAUACACAGAGAUGAAAGAGAUGAUUUACAAAGAGAAAUUGGCCACGCUGAAGAAGCAGCUUCAGCAGGUGAUGGAUGGCACACACCCUGAACUCAACCGCAAACUCAAGAAGAUGGAGCAACAAUUCAAAGAGCGUCUACGCAUGGCAGAGAUUGCUAAGCAAGUAGAGAUGGAGCUUGUGGAAAGAGAAUAUCUGAAAGAUCAGAAGAAUGCUGGCAAAGACUUUGAGGUGAAGAAGGUGGAUCUCAUGGAGACGUUGUUAUUAGAUCUGGAUGAUAGAAGGAGGAUGAUAGAGAUUGAACAUCAGUCUAUGGAGCUGACAGGAGAUUCAAUGGAGAUCAAGCCAGUGAUCACAAGGAAGCUACGACGGAGACCCAAUGACCCUAUUCCUCUACCAGAGAAGAGAAGGAAACCAACUCCUGGUUCAUUCUGCUAUACAUUAAAUGAGGAGGAGAUUGCAUCAGAUCUGAAGGCCCUCACUAAGAACAAGAGUGGGACCACAAAGAAAUCAGGGUCCAUGCGGAAGUCAGCUGAGAAGUCGUCAUCCUGGAAACCUAAAGCUUCUUGGAAACCAAAGACCGGUAUGAAAUCCCACUCCAACCACAGCAAUCAUAACCAUAACAGCAGCAGCGGUGCCACCAGCAACGCUGCCGGUAGCACCAACACCGGCAGCACUACCACUGGUGCCACUGGCAGCACCAACACCACCACUACCUCCAGUGGCAGCCACUCCACAGGAAGCAGUAGCAACCACAAGUACAACGUCAGGAUCGAGGAUGGGAAACUGUUCUACGAGAAGCGCUGGUUCCAUCGAGGCCAGAAUGUCUAUGUGGAGUCGAAGGACAUGGGCAAAGUCAGCGCAAUUGUAACCUCCAUUGGGCAGAUUGAGAUCUGGGUAAAGAAGACUCUUGACAACCAGAAGAUGAGGAUUUACGUCACACAGAUGCAGAAAGGCAAAUACAAGAUCAGGAAACGAUCUACAUAGCCCAAUCACUGUAUACAAAUCAUUUUAAUAGGCGUGUUUAUGAUGUACUAUAUUGUAAAUAUUAAUGUGGUCUGUUUUGAAGGGCCUGUUCUUACUGCCUCAGCAAUAGAUACUGAAAACAAAAUAUGGUCCACCUAGUCUUGGGAGCCUGAACGGUGCUAGAGUCUGGAUGUUACAGAACAAAACCUUGAAGUUUCUGGAAAACAUUUUUAGAAUAAAAAGAGAAAGGCAAUUGAAUGUGUUCUUGCAGUGUUCUGACCAAAUUUUAAAUUUAAAUUGAAUGGAAUUAAUACAACUGAUAGCUCUUCCAACAUGCAUCAUUGAAAAGCCGUAUCAGGAAGACUUUUAUACUAGUUUAUGCUUAGGGUUAUUUAUUUAUUUUGGUUUUAGAAUUAUUGAAAGAGGCAGUGAGAACAGCUACAUGUGUUCAACAUAGUGACUGUAUGGUAAGCCGAUUACCAAUCAUGGUUAAAAUAAAUUGAAAUUCUUUCAUAUGAGGUUUA
Molecule: messenger RNA, 1780 nt
Organism: Strongylocentrotus purpuratus (purple sea urchin)
Lineage: Eukaryota; Metazoa; Echinodermata; Echinoidea; Camarodonta; Strongylocentrotidae
Gene: suds3
Product: sin3 histone deacetylase corepressor complex component SDS3
Exons: 11
Coding region: 123-1277 (384 amino acids)
Biological process (GO): negative regulation of transcription by RNA polymerase II
Cellular component (GO): Sin3-type complex
Molecular function (GO): histone deacetylase binding
Source: RefSeq, a predicted model, not a curated record